Molecule: messenger RNA, 1136 nt
Organism: Bipolaris sorokiniana ND90Pr
Lineage: Eukaryota; Fungi; Ascomycota; Dothideomycetes; Pleosporales; Pleosporaceae
Exons: 1
Coding region: 144-959 (271 amino acids)
Source: RefSeq, a predicted model, not a curated record
CCGUCGUUCCCGUCCACAAAACAACAUCACAACAACAAAAAAGCAAGCCUAAUAUGCUCCCACAAACAUAAACACCGCCCAUCACCUGCACACCAUCUUGUCGUCGACUCUCCGCCACUCCACACACUAGGCAAUAAGCCAACAUGACCACCACCAUUGCCCUUCCCUAUGACGACUUGCGGCCCCAUGUUCUCCGGCCCAAGAAGUCCUUCUUCCAGCGCCUCAACACCCCCGACCACCUCAUCUCUCGCAUGCGCUCUCUCAAGGUCGACGACUCCGCUUCCCUCCUCAGGCUGUCGUCCGACCGUUCACGAGUCUCCACUGUGUCCCUCCUUUCUACUUCGGACUUUGAGCGCGACUAUUUCCCCGACGUGACCAAGCAUACCGAACUCGAGCGACCAGUCUCCUGUGCUGUCCUUUCACCCCCAACCUCACCAAUGGAAGGAAGCUUCUUUCCCAUCCAGCAGUUCCUUGCCCCCAUGGACCGGAAAACCAGCAGAGAGUUUGUCCAAGGCAUGCAAACCUACGUCCACUGGAAACAAGCUACCUACGAAUCAACCAUCAACCAAGCCCCAUCCACCUCGCCACCUCAAACCCCGCAAAGCUCCUAUUCCUGGACUUCUUCAAAGAGCUCCCGCAGCGAAAUGUCCGACGAGGAGAUGGAUGACUGGCUCGACAAGCCCAUGGAUGCCGAUGUCCAUCGCUUCCGCAAGCUAUCUGCUGCAUCUCUCGAGAGCCUGCCUUCCUCCUCCGAUGAGUCCGAAAUCAAGAUUCAUGUGAUCCAAGAGCAGCCCGACGAAGAAGAAAUCGCCGCCCAAGGCAACCGCCGACAGCUUUCCAGCAUGUGGCGCGAGACUUGGUGCUGGGAGACAAACAGCCAGAACCGCACCGCCAACAACCAAGGUUACGAGAUUGUCUUGCCAACAUCCACAGCUGACGAAGACGACUCGGCCAAGUGAGGGCGUCGUCGCAGUUUGGCUCGCGCUAAUUUCCGCGAGCUUUUUUUAACCCACCUGACUUUCUCCGUGAAAGCCACAAACGCACAUCCGCUUCGUCUCAGCUGCAUCAAGCCGAAUGACGUAGCGCGGGCGCGGGCGCCACUGCGCCACCUCCCGAAGUGCCCAACCCAAAUGAUU